Messenger RNA from Adineta ricciae, 489 nucleotides. Lineage: Eukaryota; Metazoa; Rotifera; Eurotatoria; Adinetida; Adinetidae. The record is from the annotation of a GenBank genome assembly.
AUGGAUAUUAAAUGUUAUUGGUCAUUUAUAAAUUAUACAUCGAAUAAUUGGGAAAAUAUGUGGUUUGAUAAUAUUGAAAUGUUUCAAAAUAAUGUUUGUGAACAAUUAUCGAAUGAUGAAAAUUUAAAUAAAACAAUUUCAAUGAUAGAAUUAAUAACAAAAUUACAAAAAUUAGGUCGAUAUGAUACAAAGAUACAUAUUAAUGAUAUUUUUUCAUUAAUGUUUUAUCGUUAUGAAUGUAUUAAUCUUCAUACAUUCAAAAUAUCAAAUAUUAUUGAAGUAUCACAUACAAUUGAACCUUUAAUAGGUUUAUUACGUGAUCCAUUUAGUAUUUGUCCACAUUUAGAUCAAUCAUUAGUACCUUUAUCAAUUUAUAAUGAAGCUCAUUUACAAUCAAAACGAUUUAUUUUAUUAUCAAUAUCAGCACCAUAUUAUACACAUUCUUUAUUAUCAGAUUCAACACAUUUAAAUGAUAUAGGUUUUCCAUAA